This is a messenger RNA of Soboliphyme baturini, 359 nucleotides long. NCBI's taxonomy places the organism in Eukaryota, Metazoa, Nematoda, Enoplea, Dioctophymatida, Soboliphymatidae. The record is from the annotation of a GenBank genome assembly.
AUGUGGAGCGAAGAACCUGACCUUUCCAACUUGCAUGGCCGAAAUCCGAGAAAUACGUGCUCAGGUUAUGCCCAUCUUAACGUAAUACCUUUGAAGAAGACCAGAUUUCUCGCUUGUCAUUUGUUAGCGACCUGGGAUCAAAGUGACACGUACGUCAAGUUUUACAUCAAUCUCGCUGGCGUUCAAGAUAUUCCAACCGAGAACAUCGAAGCUACAUUUUUGCCGAGGAGCUUGCAUUUACGAGUGCAUAAUCUCAAUGGCAAGGACUACGAGUUUGACAUAAUCGAGUUGUCGAAUUCGAUAUUGCCACCAGAGAGCACGUUCAAAGUAAGCUCAGCUGCUUUUAGUUCAUACUGAUG